This is a messenger RNA of Chaetura pelagica (chimney swift), 1866 nucleotides long. It is a transcript of the gene CD96, whose product is annotated as CD96 molecule. The record is from RefSeq and is a predicted model, not a curated record. Bases 1 to 1866 code for a protein of 621 amino acids. Gene Ontology annotation, biological process: inflammatory response; cell-matrix adhesion. The transcript has 14 exons. Lineage: Eukaryota; Metazoa; Chordata; Aves; Apodiformes; Apodidae.
AUGCUGAGUGUGACUGUGCUGCACAUCUGCCUGUCUGCACAGGGCAGACCGGUUCGACUUCCUUUUCUGAGACACUGCUGCAAGCAGGCCAAGAGAGCUACAUCUUCACCAAAGCUUCAUCAAACAAAGAUGGAAAAAGGUUGGCUCUUCUCCCUCCUCUGCUUGUUCUUGGUGCCCAGCGUUACAGGCCUGCAUGAAGAUGUCACUACGCAAAGAGAAGAGGUCCAUGCUUUGCCAGGUGCUGACGUGACCCUGGUGUGCACCUUCCCAAAACCACACACCACCUACAUAAUACAAACACAGUGGUCCAAGAUCGAUGACAACCAGCUGACCAGAAUAGCUGUUUAUCACCCCGUUUUUGGCACCCAUUACUUCAGCUUUCCUGAGGCUUCUUACAACUUUUCGGUGUCCUUCAGCACGAGGAAGUGCUGUGGCUGGAAUGUUACAGAGGCUUUGUGUUCCUCCAAUCCAAGCACCAUGUCUGAAUGCAGUCAGUGGGCUCUGCAGCUGAAAAAUGUUACCAUUUCCCUCAGCGGGCAAUACGAGUGCAGUUUUGCUACUUACCCAUAUGGGACAAAGGCUGCAAAAAUUCAACUUAUUGUCAAACAAGACGAGGAGCAGCACUACAUGAAGGAAGUACAGCUAAACCAGACUUUAGAAAUUCCAUGCAUUGAGGACACCGCUUCAGAAAAUUUGUCCAAUUAUCCUUUGAAAUGGCUAGUGGAGGAAAAUGGCAGGACAGAGGAACUUGUGACCAAGGAGCCCUCCUGUCCUGCAGUAUACAGGAAUGGCAGUGUGCUGUAUGGGCAAAGAGUCCACCUGGGUUUGAAAAACACUCUAGUGAUUUUCCCCACCAAAAUCACUGAUGAUGGCAGGGUGUUUUCCUGCCAUGUGGUGUACCACUCAGAGAGAGUCCAGAAGAGCAGAACCACCGUGAGAGUAUUUGCCUACCCUGAGAUCUCUGUUAGCUUGCAGGAGGGCUCAGCUGGCACCACACAGAAGCAUAACGUGAGCUGUGUCGUGAGGAAGGCAUUUCCCAAGCCAAGCCUUGUGUGGUAUGUGGAUGGAGUGAGCCUGAUGGAGCAGCCUGGAGAAAUUUCUGUUGAACAAGAUGACUUGCAAGACAGUGAAGGUUUCUAUCAGCUGAGAUCAAUGCUAAUGCUUCAAGGGACCCACCAGAAACAUAAGACGUUCUCCUGUGUGUGUCUGUUUUCCUUCCUUGGGAAUGAAACGUGGAAUAUUUCAUCAGAAAUACUUGUUUCCUUUGACCUUGGAAAUUCAUCACUUCCAUCAACUGUCAUGACUACCUCAGAGCACCAGUCAACAUUUUUGUCCUCUCUGGAUUUCACAAGAAAAGAAAGCUGGCCUCCUGCUUCCACGACACAAGGAGUGCUGAUUUCUACUGCAGAGACAAAAAGCUCUACCAGCACCACAGCGUUCAAUGAGAAUUUGACAACAGCAGAUUUGAAUGAUUCCACCAGCAAAUCCCCACAAAGCCUCAGGAACGCCACGCACUCCUCUGAGAAUACAACCUUGGCCCAUCGUAACCUAUCUUUCAGCAUCACAGACCAGCCAAUAUCUGUUACCAGAGGGAAAUAUUUCCUUACUACCAGCAGUCUGCUCAAUAGGACUGGUGGUGCGAGGGACGCAGAAGGACGUCGCUUCCCCUGGCCAACAGUGGUAGCCGUCCUGCUCCUCUUCUGCAGCUUCCUAAUAGCUUUAGGUGUCAGGAAAUGGUGUCAGUACCAGAAAGAGAUUAUGAACAGACCUCCACCAUUCAAGCCACCACCACCUCCAAUAAAGUACACCUCCAUGGUGGAGUCUGAUGGGACUCCCCCAUCCUGCCAUGAACUGGAAAACCUAUAA